UUCUCAAUGAGCAGAAAAUGUGGAAAAGAGCUCUGAAUCUGAAUCUCCAACAACGCGGACUCAUCUUGUCCUUCUCCUCCUCUUCUGAAGCUGAGACCCCAUCUCUCUAUUCCUUCCUCCAGCCUUCCUUAUUCUCCCACCCCAAAAAUACCCCUUCAUCUCCUCCGCCGCAACCGCCGCCAUCGCCGCCGCAGACCUUGACCCAAGAACUGAAAACCUCCCUCGAGUCCGCCCUCCACAAGUCCGUCCUUGUCCACAACACCGAUGACGCCUGGAAGGCCUUCAAGGCUCUCACCUCCCACUCUUCCUUCCCCAGCAAGCCCCUCGCCAACUCCCUCAUCGCCCACUUGUCCUCUUUCGCCGACACCCACAAUCUCAAGAGGGCUUUCGCCUCCGCCGUCUACUUCAUCGAGAAAGAUCCUGGAUUGGUCGAGUUCGGAACCGUCUCGGCGCUGCUGGAGUCCAUGAGACGGGCCGGAGCGGCGGCCCCGGCCUUUGCUCUGGUCAGGAGCAUGUUCAAGAACAGGUACUUCAUGCCCUUUGAGCUUUGGGGCAAUCUGCUUGUUGAGAUAUGUAGGGAGAAUGGUCAGUUUGUUGGGUUUCUGCGGGUUUUCAAGGAGAGUUAUCGGGUUGCUUUGGAUGAGAAACUGGAUUUUAUGAGGCCCGACUUAGCCGCUUGUAAUGCGGCAUUGGAGGGGUGCUGCCGGCACCUCCAGUCGGUGACUGAUGCGGAAAAGGUGGUGGAGACUAUGUCAAUUUUGGGGGUGAGGCCCGAUGAGUCGAGCUUUGGGUUUCUGGCUUACUUGUAUGCCAUCAAGGGGCUUGAGGGAAAGAUAUCAGAGUUAGAGAAUUUGAUGGGUGGGUUUGGUCUUUUGAAUAAAAGGGUGUUUUACAGUAAUCUGAUUAGCGGGUAUGUUAAAGUGGGUGACUUUGAAUCUGUUGUGGGAACUGUUCUGCGGAGUCUGGGAGAGAGCAGUGGGGAAGAUGCAAAAUUUGGUGAGGAGACUUUCUCUGAAAUAGUUAAAGGUUUUCUCAAGAAUGGUAGUAGCAAAGAAUUAGCACAUUUGAUCAUCGAAGCUCAAAAGUUGGAGGCUGCUGAAAUUGAGGUCGAUCGUUCAGUUGGGUAUGGCAUAGUUAAUGCUUGCGUUAAUCUUGGGCUGUCAGAUAAGGCACACAGUAUUGUUGAUGAAAUUAACAUUCAAGGUGGUUCUGUAGGGCUUGGGGUCUAUGUGCCAAUCCUCAGGUCUUACUGCAAAGAGCAUAGAACAGCUGAGGCUACUCAGUUGGUCGAGGACAUCAGCAGUUCGGGGCUUCAAUUGGAUAUGGGGACCUAUGAUACCCUGAUAGAAGCAUCUAUGUCGAGCCAAGAUUUUCAGUCGGCUUUUUCACUGUUCAGAGAUAUGAGAGAUGCUAGAAUAAGAGAGUUGAAAGGGAGUUACUUGACUAUAAUGACGGGCUUAAUGGAAAAUCACCGGCCAGAGUUGAUGGCGGCCUUCUUAGAUGAGGUUGUUGAGGAUCCUCGGAUUGAAGUGGGUACUCACGACUGGAAUUCUAUAAUCCACGCCUUUUGUAAAGCUGGAAGAUUGGAAGAUGCUAGGAGAACUUUCAGAAGAAUGGUGUUUUUGCAGUUUGAACCGAAUUGUCAAACAUUUUUAUCCCUUAUCAACGGGUAUGUAACGGCGGAGAAAUACUUCAGUGUCUUGCUUCUGUGGAAUGAGAUUAAAAGAAAGUUUGUUUCAGCUGACAUAGAGAAAGGGAUUAAAUUUGACCACAGUUUGGUUGAUGCAUUCCUUUAUGCGCUGGUUAAAGGUGGCUUCUUUGAUGCGGUCAUGCAAGUGGUGGAGAAAUCUCAAGAGAUGAAAAUUUUUGUGGACAAGUGGAGGUACAAGCAAGCUUUCAUGGAGAACCAUAAGAAGCUCAAAGUGAACAAAUUAAGAAAGAGAAACUACAGAAAAACGGAGGCACUGAUUGCUUUCAAGAAUUGGGCAGGUCUAAAUGCUUGAGAUGUUACUUUGUCAUCUCAUUAUUCACUCACGAACUUUGAUGGUUUCAUGUGGCUGAUGAUUAUGAUGCAAAACUCAAAGAAAGUGGAAUUGCUGAAGUAAUGUAAGUCUCAGAUGAUCCUUGCCUGCAGAUGAUCCUUGCCUCACUUUCACAUCUAGAAGAUAUGGCAGGUCUU
Rhodamnia argentea is the source of this 2179-nucleotide messenger RNA. RefSeq names its product pentatricopeptide repeat-containing protein At1g69290. The transcript has a single exon. Bases 18 to 2003 code for a protein of 661 amino acids. Gene Ontology annotation, molecular function: protein binding. The record is from RefSeq and is a predicted model, not a curated record. Lineage: Eukaryota; Viridiplantae; Streptophyta; Magnoliopsida; Myrtales; Myrtaceae.